AUGACGCAGAUGAUGAUGGCAGCGGUGGCGGCAGCAAUGAUGGCGGUGGGCCUGGUUGGGGCGGCGCCAACCAGGGCAGAGGCUCCUUCGAAACCAGUCAUUCCAUCAGCUUUCAUUUCGUCGUUUGAGUUUUACAGCAGUGGCGUUUAUGGAGGUACUGGUCAAUACUAUUACGACGCUGACGCUCAGAAAAACCAUUACAAUUUGACAGUGGCCAACCCCUUCUUCCCCGCCCAAGCCGUUCCCUACGGCUACUUUUACAGCGAGGCUGGGGCUUGGAUGUAUAUCGAAGGCAUCUGCAAAUCUCUGGGCACCAAGUUUGCUCCAGUCUUCAGCUUUGUCCAAAGUCCGGCCACCACAUAUCAAGGAUCAAAGACCGUCAAUGGCCGUGACUGCGACGUGUGGGGCCUCACCACUGCCCAGGCCAACCUGAGCGUCUGCACUCAAAACAGCGUCCUGGUCGAGUUCAUAUCCGAGAGUCAAGUUAGCACAACGCACUACAUGACGCGCAUGCUCUUUGGCGAUGAUUUCAAUCCCAGCAAGCCAACACCCGCAGAGCUGGCCGUGCCCGAGGCUUGCUUUGAGCCCCCGGUCGUGUGCAAUGCCACCAACCUUACAGCCGAAACCAUGGACGUCUAUGCCUUUCAGCCCAAGAAUCAAACCGGCAACAUCGUCGACCAGGAUGUCGCAGAUCUGCGAGGUGACACCGUCUUUGUCUGCUUUGACCUCCUGUCCAACAAUACCGCCAAUGAUCACUACGCCGUUGUGACCAACUACAAGAUCAAUGUCAUUCCCAAGUGGGGCCUGUACCGCGAAUGCAACGGCUACCCGCCCUAUUGUAUUGGUGAUGCCAUGGUCGAAGUUGGGCGUGAGAGCUCCAUCUCCAAGGGCCCCCUUCGUGGCCAAUGCGAACCGAACCUGGACUACGGCAGCUGGCUGAGCAUGCCGAGCAUGGGCUAUUGCCAGGAUGGUCCGCUGGACCUGGCCAAAAAUUGUUCUUGGCAAGUUGCAUCAGUAGGCAAGACCAUCUCGGGGGCCUGCCUCAUCGAAAACCCGGCUUUCCUGCAAGCCUGCUCCCAGAUUGUCAAUGGCAGCAUCGAUGCUGCAGUCGAUCUGUUCAAGGCCGCCUUCGACUCGGAAGACCCGUCCAAGAAUGGUUGCCCUGCCCUGUAA
Molecule: messenger RNA, 1173 nt
Organism: Monosiga brevicollis MX1
Lineage: Eukaryota; Choanoflagellata; Craspedida; Salpingoecidae
Exons: 5
Coding region: 1-1173 (390 amino acids)
Source: RefSeq, a predicted model, not a curated record